Clarias gariepinus (North African catfish) is the source of this 844-nucleotide messenger RNA. It is a transcript of the gene wfdc2, whose product is annotated as WAP four-disulfide core domain 2. The coding region runs from base 41 to 403 and encodes 120 amino acids. Gene Ontology annotation, molecular function: peptidase inhibitor activity. The transcript has 3 exons. Lineage: Eukaryota; Metazoa; Chordata; Actinopteri; Siluriformes; Clariidae. Gene Ontology annotation, biological process: innate immune response; antibacterial humoral response. The record is from RefSeq and is a predicted model, not a curated record. Gene Ontology annotation, cellular component: extracellular region.
UUAGUCUCGACUUCAGUCUUGUAACAGAGUACAGUGAAAGAUGAAGCUCUUCUGUGUGUUUACUGUUGUGCUUUUAACCCUGACUGAAUGGACGGACUUGAGCGAAGGAGCCGCAGCGCGUAACUGCACAGUUAAGCCAGGAAUCUGUCCUCGCCGGAAAUGGGGUUCAGGAAUGUGUGCUGAAUACUGCGCUAAAGACAGAGACUGUCCCAACGAGGAGAAAUGCUGCCAUAACGGCUGUGGCCAUGAGUGCAUCACCCCUUAUACAGUGAAGCCUGGUCGAUGCCCCAUACCUAAAGGGACCCCGAUGUGUGCAGAGUAUUGCUAUCAUGAUGGUGAGUGUCCCGGAGAUCAGAAGUGCUGCAGGACCUCAUGUGGCCACUCCUGCAGUGAACCCUGCUAAAUUAAAUCUACUACAUGGCUAGACAUAUAGACCAACAAAGAACAACCCUCUUCUAGGAGAUCUACCUUACUAUUUUAAGUGCAGCUUCAGCAUGCCCCAUCCAAAAGAAAAAAAAAUCGAGGGAGUUAAAAAGCCUCUGUAAAAAGCCUUUAAUAUCUGUAGGAAGGUAUUUUCUCAGAAAGUAGGUUACUGACCAUAGGAUUAGAUUUGUACACCUUUGCUCCUAGUUCACUUAAUAAAAUAGGACAAUAAUAUUCAUUCUAAACCUUUGCAGAAACGUAGCAGGUUGGUGAACAUUUAACUAUAUGCAUAUACCAGUUUUAUUCUGAAAGAGACAAGCACCAGUAAAUUCGAUGGAAUAUUUCCCUCCAUUGAUUUUUUUUGUGCGUUUAUGUGUUUGUAAUUUCAUUAUUAAAACACACUGUAUCUUUUGGUAAAGUC